Aspergillus vadensis CBS 113365 is the source of this 3003-nucleotide messenger RNA. RefSeq lists its product as uncharacterized. The transcript is spliced from 5 exons. Gene Ontology annotation, molecular function: protein binding. The coding region runs from base 1 to 3003 and encodes 1000 amino acids. Lineage: Eukaryota; Fungi; Ascomycota; Eurotiomycetes; Eurotiales; Aspergillaceae. The record is from RefSeq and is a predicted model, not a curated record.
AUGAGGAUGCGGACAUUGCUUCCGCUCUCUCUCAUUUCUCUCUUUGCCAUACAUGCUGAUGCGGAGGACGAGUACUUUAUCGUAGGCGACCUUAGCCAGUACACCACUGAUGGAGUUCCUACUCCCGCCCUCACUGGAUCCACGAUUGAAUUCACUGCCGUGGGUGAUCCAGCUGAAAAUGGCCUCCUUGCAUUUCUGUCACCGGAAAUGCAGUCCAGCCUAACGUCCACAAUGGAUAGCAAUUGCGGUACCGAUAUUGACUCGCAUUGCUACGAAGAGGUACUAGACCUUCUUGAGGACUCAGAUCGGGCUCUCAAAUCCCGCAGCCUGGCUGAGCGGGCACUGCAGCCGCGACAGAUUGACUUGUUAUUGGCCGGAGCUGUCUUGAUUGCUGCCUUGCUAUUUUCGAUCUUCUACAAAGGGGAUAAGGUGGUCCCGGUACCUAUCAAGAUCCUCCCAGAACAAUUGGAAGACUCGUUUGAUCUGGAAACUGCUACCGCCAUCGUGGUCGUCACCAAUGACGGUAGUUCAGAGCCGACUGUCACACCACCUCCAGAGCAGGACAAGGCGACAGGACUACCAGCAACAUUCACAACAUUUGCAAGUGCUGUCAAUGGCGCGAGUAAAGGAGACUUGGGGAUUCAGCUGGACCCGUCGGUGGCGACACACCUCCAGACACUUCUUUCCGACUCCGACUCCUCAGAAUGCGACGUAGGCACCGAUUUCUUUUCUGCCUCUUCGAUCCAGUCUCGAACGUCGUUGGAUAUGGCCAGUGUCAUCUGCGGCGCUGAGAACAUUUUCUCCGAUAACGUUGGCCGUGAUGGUUAUGCAGGCUGGCUCCUCAUGAAUCAGGGAAGGUUCCCUUGGACCAACGCAGAGGUCGUAGCUGGUUUGAACACCGUUGUGCAGUGGGCUCUCACUCAGGGCGCCCGGGUGAAUCCGGCAAUUAGCCCAUCGCAUCUUCAUGGACUAGCUGUCGGUGCUUUCGCCCUGUCAUGGGUCUACUAUAAUCACGGAUCUAUCACGACCAACAACGUGAUCCCCUCUGCAUCUUUGCAGGGUGGCGCUAGUGCCACAACGUGUCAACUGCAGACGGCGACGCAAUGUGGAGUUGGGUGCGGCAUUCAGUCAUGGGCGCCUCAGUACGCCUGUUCAACAUCCUGUGCAACUGUCACAAGUUGCGACGCCCAGUCCGCCCUCACCACCACACUCACCACUACCAUGACAGCUGUUGGCCCGGAUUCAACAGGUUCUUCAUCAGCCGAUCAAGGGCAGCAGAUUGCCGUAGCAUCAUACAUCAACCCGCUUAGUGAUCCAGCAGCUUGGGAUAGGUUGAUCGACUACGACGCAGAUAAGAUGCCUAUCUUAGUUGCGAAUGUCGUUAACGGUCCGGAUUCGUCCGUCGACACCAACUGGCAGGAUGUUAUCCAGCGAGCCUCAUCGGCUGGAAAAACAGUUCUCGGAUAUGUUCGUACUGGGUAUCUUGGUGUGAGCGACCAGAAGUUCCAGACUCGGCUGGGCUCCGGUGACUUGACAGAUUGGACUGCACAAAUUGAAAAGGAUGUCGAUAUGUGGUAUAAGCUUUACGGUGACAGUAUUGGCGGCAUCUUUUUCGAUGAAGGCUGGCCCGAAUGUGGCGAUAACAAUCAAUACGUGGACUUGUACAAGUACAUCAAUGCUUAUACCAAGCGUGCUCAUCCCGAUGCGCUGACCGUGCUGAACCCUGGAUCGCCCAUGGCGUCUUGCUUCGAAGAUACCAUGGACACAUUGUUAACCUUCGAGCUGAGCUAUGACUCCUACAUCAACUCUUAUACUCCUAACGAGUGGACCCCCAAGGAUCCGCGGAAACUCUGGCACAUUGUAUAUGAUGUUCCCGAAACCGCAGUGAGCGAGGUAGCUAAGUUAGCCAAUGAACGCGGAGCGGGCUUCCUGCAGCUUACGGAUGACACCUUACCCAACCCAUACGAUACUCUGCCUGCAGAUUCAUACAUCCAAAGCAUGAUGGAUGCCAUUGACGGUGGAUCGCCACUAAACGCGGACGCUGCAUCCUGGGAAUCUGGAAGCGCUGCAGGAGCUGUGACCGGACUGACAGUUGUGACGUCGGACUACAGCUUUGCUAAACUAUCGUGGGACGCAGCUUCAGAUGCUCUUGGCUACUAUGUGUAUUCCGGUGACAGCCUCAUUGCAAGUGUCCCCAGCUCAAUGACGACGGUUACAAUUGGCGGUCUUGACCCCGGUUCCAGCUACGCACUCCAUGUCAAUGCCGUGGGCGGCAGCGGGAAGCUGGGUUCGUCUUCGAAUACCGUGACGGUGGAAACCACAUCCCUUCCUGAUGGUAAGACUGUGACGAACGCCUACGCAUCGCCCAGCGAGGGGGCAACUACGGUCCACGCCGACAUACUGGUUCCUUAUUCUUUCGUCCGUCUUUACAUCUGGGACUCGGUGGGAUGGUGGAGUAUCAACUUCAAAACAGACGAUUACGUCUGUGCCCAGUAUAUGGUCGAGGGAACGACAUUGUACAAGUACAGUGGCACCGUUCCUGAAGGCUCCACAGCUCCGCCUUGGUCCUGGUCAGUUGUCGGACCCAUUACUCUGACCACCACAGACUACACAUACACUUGGAUUUUGCCAAUUGGGACCUCCACUACCGACACGAGCAAGGUCGUGGUCCAGGCGCAAGGCUACAAUCCACUCACCAACGUCUUCGAGCCGGCUCCCGAUGACUAUGAUUGCAAGGGUUCGUCCAUGUGCAGUGCCCCGGAUAUGUUGAAAUGGUGCGAUCACGCCGUGAAUACCUUGUAUCGCAAUGAUGAUCCGACAUAUCACUCCGCCGAUAAUUUCAACUCGCUUAGUGGGAACUGCUGGGGAGACCAGACUCGCGGCUGUGGUGUCUUUUUGCAAGGCCAGAACUGCAGUAUCAGCUGUAAGAAGUGCGGCUCGUACCAUAGGGGUGAUGGGUGCCUUGUGACUAUCAACUGCGUCUACCAAUGCGAUAACCAUUGA